AUGCACCAACGGGCUGAUUUCUUACCAAAAGCCUGGUACUACAAAAGCCAAAAGGAAUAUUCGGACGAUAUUAAACGAAUUAAAGAAUUGUUCCAUCUUCAUAUUCGUGAGGAUCCAUCGCUCGACGGCCUUGGAGUUCAUGAGAUCCGCGAAAUAUGCCUUCAUGAUAGACCCGAGGAGCAAGAAGCUAUGGCAGGGCGUCGGUUCAAUUUCGUUCUUCUUGCCGAUACAGCAGUAUUUCAAGCUAUGGAAAGGGGCGAGUUUGUAGUUAAGGCAGUCUCGUAUGAUUGGGAGGAAGGCUGGAAUAAUUGGGGCUGGAUGAGAAUACCAACAAGCUAUCUGCUUGAGCUUUGGCACUCGCUUAUGGGGAAGGACGAUAAUUACCAUGCGGUGCUAUUUUUCGACGGCCCAGAAGAGGAUCUAGAGGAGUACAUAUGGCCUGGCGGCUGGGACACAGAACCGACAAGUAAAUGUUCCGAAAUACGAAGAUGCAUUCAUUACAGUAACCAACAGUAG
This is a messenger RNA of Fusarium redolens, 516 nucleotides long. RefSeq lists its product as uncharacterized. The record is from RefSeq and is a predicted model, not a curated record. The coding region runs from base 1 to 516 and encodes 171 amino acids. The transcript has a single exon. Lineage: Eukaryota; Fungi; Ascomycota; Sordariomycetes; Hypocreales; Nectriaceae.